UUGUUUUGGCGGCUGCCCAGGUCCCGCAGCUCCUAGCGGGUCUGCAUUGCUCGAUCAGACAUCCAACGGGAGGAAUAACCUCACCAGCGCUGCAGGGCUGGCGCGCCGGCCGCUACAAAUCCGCAGAUGAAGGGGAAGGGACCGAACGCGAACGUGCAGCUGUUUGUGUGGGGGUACACGCCGGAGCCCGCAGCGCUCCCGCAGCGCUCCCGCAGCACUCCCGCAGCGCUCCCGCAGCCGGCAGGGUCCCCGUGCACAGAGCUGCCGGCCUCGCCCAGGCAGGGCCACCCCGGGCCGCAAGGGGGGAGGUGCGGCGGCAGCGGAAGCGCGCAGCGGGGGAAGCGGAAGCGCGCAGCGGCGGAAGCGGAAGCGCAGGCGCGGCGCCGGCGGAGGGGAGCCAUGAGGACCCGGCGCGGCACCGUGCUGCGGCCGCCGCCCGGCCCGCAGGAGGAGGAUGAGGAUGGCGGGGAGGCUGAGGCGGCCGGCGGGCCGGCGGGCCCCGAGGCGCUGGCGGAUGAGGUGGAGGACUUCCAUGAGGCGCAGUUCCGGGCGGUGAUGGCGGCCCUGGAGAGCGGGGAGGAGGCCGGGGGCAGCGAAGAGGAGGAGGAGGAGGAAGUGCUGGGGUUGCAGCUGCCCGAGGAGGACAGCGAGGAGGAUGGAGACGGUAAGGAAGACAACGAAGGAGAGGAGGAGGAAGGGCAGGGGCUGGAUCUUUAUGUGGACCAUAGUGCAGAAAAGGAUGGAGGUGAGGAGGGUGCGGAGGAGGAGGAUGGAGAAGAGGAGGAGGAGGAGGAUGGAGAAGGUGAAGAGGAGGAGGAAAAUGAGGUAGAAGAUGAAGAUGGGGACCUGUCCAUGGAAAGCGAUUUGGAGGAGCACCGUCAGGACACCAAGCUCCCCCAUGAGCUCUCCUGGGGCCAACGCAAGCAGCUCUACUACGACACGGACUAUGGGAGCGAUGCCCAGGCCAAGGGCAAGCGUAGCCAGCAAGAAGUCGAUGCCGAGGAGGAGGAAGAGGAGCAGGAGGCUCAAGUUAUCCAGAGACGGUUGGUGCAGGACUUGGGGGAAGAUGACUAUGGGCUGGACAUGAUCCAGGGCUAUCUGGCCAAGCAGCAGAAAACCCGUGAUAGCAAGGGGCAAAAGAUUGACAAGGAUUUGCAGGCCCUUCCCAAGAAGGAGCAGCUGAAGCUACUGAAGCAGGAGUCCCCUGAGCUCCUGCAGCUGAUUGAGGACUUUGAAGUCAAGCUAAUGGAGCUCAAGGAUGAACUGCACCCACUGCUGCAAAUGGUCAAGAACGGCACUAUCCCACAAGGGAAGGGCAGCCGCUAUUUACAGACCAAGUAUCACCUCUACUUGAACUACUGUGCCCAUAUCAGUUUCUAUUUGGUUUUGAAGUCAAAGAGGAUGCCGGUUCAUAGUCACCCCGUUAUCGAACGGCUGGUUGCUUAUAGAAAUAUAAUUAAUGACCUAGCUGUUAUAGAUGAAAAGUUAUCCUCGCAAGUUCGGAUGCUUUUGAAAAACUACUAUGAUAAGAAGGAAGGUAAAUUACGGAAGGAGAAGAAGUUUGCAGUGUUUCUCCCACUGGAUGUUAAGAAAACCAAAUCAAAACGUGGACCCGCUCUUGCUAAUGGUCGCGAUGUUGCUGAUGGACGGUCAGAUGAGUCGGACCUGGAUGAAGAGGCUGCCCUAAAAUACUAUAAGAUGAUGGAGGAAAAGUUGAAAUUUAAGAGGAAGAGAACCGAAGACCAAGACACGCUUGAAGAAGGGGUGUUGGAAGGAGAGGAUCCAAAUAGCAAGAGAGGUGUGACCUAUCAGAUGAUCAAGAACAAAGGCCUCACGCCCAGAAGGAGAAAGAUCGAUCGCAACCCCAGGGUCAAGCAUCGGGAGAAAUUUCGUCGAGCUAAGAUUCGCCGCAAGGGCCAGGUCCGUGAAGUUCGGAGGGAAUUGCACAGAUAUGCUGGGGAGCCAUCCGGUAUUCGUGCGGGAGUUAAGAAAAGCAGGAAGCUUCAGUGAUACUUAUUUUUCUACAUUUCUGAUAGCUGCCAGUAGCACUACUGAAUUCAAUAAAAAGUUUAUAAACGA
Falco peregrinus (peregrine falcon) is the source of this 2079-nucleotide messenger RNA. It is a transcript of the gene UTP3, whose product is annotated as UTP3 small subunit processome component. Gene Ontology annotation, cellular component: small-subunit processome; nucleolus. The coding region runs from base 127 to 2010 and encodes 627 amino acids. The record is from RefSeq and is a predicted model, not a curated record. The transcript has a single exon. NCBI's taxonomy places the organism in Eukaryota, Metazoa, Chordata, Aves, Falconiformes, Falconidae. Gene Ontology annotation, biological process: maturation of SSU-rRNA from tricistronic rRNA transcript (SSU-rRNA, 5.8S rRNA, LSU-rRNA).